This is a messenger RNA of Closterium sp. NIES-67, 4106 nucleotides long. NCBI's taxonomy places the organism in Eukaryota, Viridiplantae, Streptophyta, Zygnematophyceae, Desmidiales, Closteriaceae. The record is from the annotation of a GenBank genome assembly.
UCGUUUCUUGUGAAGACGACUUUUCUGUCCAGAAUUUCGGAUAUAUAUUUUGAGUAAUUCUAGCUCCUAAGUUCACCUAGACUCCGUCCUUAAUUCUAACAAGUGGUAUCAGAGCAAUAUUAAGGACAUUGAGAGGAGUCUACAGAAGUUUGAAGACCCUUCUAGACCCACCAUGGCCUGUGGGUGUGCCUAAGUGGUGUUCUAAAGGUUGGAUGUGUCUUCCGCUAAGGGGAAACUCUGCCGAAAUUUCGUGGACGCCGACACUUGUGAAAAUAUCGAGGGAGCUGAGUGUGGACAGCAAAGGGGAGCUGAAAUUCGUCAUUUCUCAAGGAGAAGAUGAAUGAGAGAGGAGGAGAUGCUAAUGGAAGAGGAGCUGUACCUGAGAAGACAAGUGCACAAGGUGAAGGUGCACAAGGUAACGCCUAUCCUGGGAUGUAUCUCAUGGUUGAGGAUGUGCAUGGGCAUGAGGGUGAUGUGGGAUCUGUCGGAAAGGUUGUGAUGCACCCUCUCAUGCACUGGGUGAUUGAUUCGGGUUGCACCAGUCACAUGACUCCACGGGCAGAUUUGCUUGAUGAGGUAAAACCCCCUGGGAAGAUCAAGUAUGUGGCAGCAGCGUCAGGUGCUUUGCUCCCUGUCAUUGGUGUUGGGAAUGCCAAGGUUAAGGGAGCAAAUGGGGAGCUUGUGGGGCUUGGGAAUGUUCUGCUGGUUGAAGGCUUGUCUGCUAACCUUCUCUCUGUGCGACGACUGCAGAAGAGCAAGGCCGAAGUGACAUUUGGACCAACCAGCUGCCGUGCUAAGCUUGGGAAGAAGGUGCUGUGGAGUUUGGAAGAGGAGACCAGCUGCAUCAAGGACCUGUGGCAGCUGCCCAUCAUCCCAUGGAAUGGGAAGACUCCAACAGCAGCAACGGCAGCAGCGGCAAAGGCAACAGCAGGAGGAGAUGCAACUGCACCAACUGAUGGGGUCCUGGAAGCAGUCAAGAAAGUGCAGCAGCAGCAGACACAUGGUGAGGUGCUUGCUGGUGUGGAUGCAAAUGCGGCAUGGGCUAAGGCUUCACCAAGGAGUGGAGAGGCCGAUUGGGAGACAUGGCAUGAGAGGCUGUGUCAUGUGAACUUCCCUAUGCUGCAGAAGUUGGUGAAGGAUGGGAGCCUGAAGGGCUUGGAGGUGAAAGGGGGAGUGAAGGAGAUUGGGAGCUGCCCUACAUGCUUGGAGACCAAGUUCUCCAAGUUCCCCUUCAACAGCACUACAGGACCAGCCAAGACCCCACUUGCACUUGUGCAUAUGGAUGUGGUGGGGCCCACAAGAGCCCCUUCCCUCUCAGGCAGCCGCUAUUUCUUGACAAUUGUGGAUGACCACACUCGGGCAGUGUGGGUUUACCCUUUGAAGAGCAAGGGGGAGGUGGCAGCGGCUGUCCUUAAGGAGUGGAUGCCGAGAGCUCAGAGGGAAUGCGGACACAAGGUGAAGGUGAUCCGUAGUGACAAUGGUGGGGAGUUCAUUGGAGCUGAUUUUGAGGGGGAGUUGAAGAGGAAGGGGAUCCAGCAUCAACUGACAGUGCCCUACAACCCGCAGCAGAAUGGCGUGGCUGAGAGGUUCAACAGGACCCUGCAGGAGGGGGCACGCACUCUCCUUGGGCGUGCAGGGCUGCCUGAUCCGUUUUGGGUGUCUGCACUGAGGCAGGUCGCCCUUGUGAAGAAUAGGGUGCUGGCUACAGUUGGAGAUAAGGAGUGGAUCCCAUAUGCCAAGUGGUAUGGGAGUGCUCCAGCGGUGAACAUGCUGAGGGCAUUUGGGUGCAUGGUGGUGUUUCAUGUGCCCAAGGAGAAAAGGGGGAAGUUGGAGGCUUCUGGAAGAUGGGGUGUGCACUUGGGGAUUGCAAAGGAUCACAAGGGGUGGCUGCUAUGGGACCUGACCACCCAGAAGCUGACAGUGUCAAGGGAUGUGAAGUUUCUUGAGUCCCUGUACUAUAAGGAAUGGAAGCAGCAGCAACAGAAGCUUCCAUCUACACCACUCAUUGUGGAGGCAGAUGAGUUGCAGCAGCCUUCAAGACAGGUGGAGGUUGCAGUGUCAGAGGAGGAGAUGUCUGGGGUGACUGAGGAAGGGGGAGCAGCUGAGGUGGAGCAGCAGCAGCAGCAUGAAUCUCCACCUCGAGUUCCACACCCGCCUGAGCGUCCUAGGAGGGAUGUGCGCCCUCCUGUGAGGCUGACCUAUGGGGGAAGAGGCAAGCCGAAUGUGGUGCAGGCUGGGAGUGUGGUUGAGCAGAUUGAGGAAGAUGAGAUCGCUCACUGCUACUGGGCACCAAUCCCUGAGCCCAAGACUCGAGAGGAGGCCUUGAAUGGACCAAAUGGGGAGAAGUGGAAGGCGAGUGAGGAUGAGGAGUUCGGGUCCCUAAUUGAGAACGAGACAUGGGACCUGUGUGACUUGCCUCCUGGAAAGAAGGCAAUCACUUCCAAGAUGAUCUACAGGCACAAGUAUGGACCUGAAGGGGAGCUGACCCGCUACAAGUCUAGGCUUGUGGCACGGGGGUUUCAGCAGACAAAGGGGAAGGACUAUGAUGAGGUGUUUGCUCCUGUGGGGAAAGGAACAACACUGAGGGUGCUGUUGGCGAUAGCUGCACUCCUGGGAUGGAAGAUACGGCAGAUGGACAUUGUGACUGCCUUUCUGAAUGGGAUCAUUCUGGAGGAGGUGUACAUGAAGCAGCCAGAGGGGCUGGAUGAUGGGAGCGGCAGGGUCUGCAGGCUGAAGAAGGCCAUCUAUGGCCUUAAGCAGGCGCCUCGUGCAUGGUAUCACAAGUUGGAGGAGGCGCUGUUGGCUGGGGGUUUCAAGAAGAGUGAGUGUGACCCCAGCCUGUUCCUGCUGCAGGAGAAGGAUGAAAUCCUCAUGCUCUUGGUGUACGUGGAUGAUAUCCUUCUCUUUUCUGCAUCAACUGCUUUGCUGGACAGUGCAGAGCAGAUGCUGGAGAUGCAGUUCAAGUGUUCCAAGAUGGGUGAGGUGAAGUACUACUUGGGGAUGCCUGUGGAGAGAGAUGUGGAGAAGGGUGUGCUGAGGUUGCACCAGAGGAAGUACUGUGAGGGGCUGGCUGAGAAGUAUGGGCUGCAAGAUGGGGGAAAGCCAGCAACACCACUACCUUCGGGGUUCACUGUGGAGCCAUGUGCUGAUGAGGAGGUAGUGGGUGAUAGUGACAGGAAGCUGUUUCAUUCGAUGGUUGGGUCGCUGAAUAUUGCUGCAAAUCAUACACGGCCUGACAUUGCAUUUGCUACAUCACGAUUGGCUAGUGUGGUCUCACGCCCUAGUCAUGAGCAGCUGGAAGCGGCCAAGAGGUUGGUCCGCUAUGUGAGCGCUACGGCAUCAGUGGGAUUGGAGUACAGUGGAGUGAGGCAGCGGUUGCAGAGAGGUGCUGCAGAUGUGAAGAGUGGAGAGAUGCUCUUGAGUUGCUAUACUGGCGCUAGCUUCAACUCAGUGAAAGCGGAUGGCACCAGCAUUGGGGGUUAUGUGUGCUUGCUAGGAGGUGGUGCUGUGAGCUGGCGCAGCAAGAAGCAGAAUGAGGUGGGAUUGUCCUCAUGUGAGACUGAGUACAUGGCCUUACACCAUGGGGCCAAGGAAGUGGUGUGGCUGAUGCGCUUGUUAGAGGAGUUGGGAGUUGGUCAGGAGGAGCCGACAGUUGUGUUCUGUGACAAUGAGUCUGCUGUGAAGCUCGCCAAGAAUGCUUGUCUGCAUGGGCUGACAAAACACAUAAGGCCUAAGUGGCACUGGGUGAGGAGACUCCUUGAUAAGGAGGUGCGGCUGGAGAUACUAUGAAGAUUCAAAGUUCAUGAGCUUGCGUUACAAUUGCGGCGGUUACAAAGUGAAGUUGUGGGGUGACUCUAUAUGGAGUUGGGACCUUUGGGGGUUGGGGAAAUUUGUCACUCACUGUAACAGCUGCAAAUUGGUUGGGAACAACCAAGCUAGGUUGGCAAGGGUGGCCAACUUGGAUGGAUUGGUUGGGAAGGGACAAAUGUCAAAGUUGGGGUUCCUAUAGGGAGGGAAUCUUUGUGCUUAUGGGGUUUCCUUGGUUGAGGACUCUCUUGGGACCUUCCCUCUCAUCCCUCUCUUCUAUCCCAACAUUUCUCUUGCUC